ACACGUAAUGCCUGUGGGGGUGUCCACAGCAGCUGUGACACUUGCACUCACCACCACCUUCCUAGCUUCUGGGUUUCAGUUUCUCGCUUGCCCUCCCUCUAAACUUGGCUGCAUGGAAAGAGUCUGGGGCAGUGUCACCGCCUGAGCUGCGGCCCCUGGCAGCCCUCGGCCAUUCCCUGGGAGCCUGUGGACGCCACCUGAGAUGUCUCCUUUUGGUUGCUCGGGCCUGCUUGUGGCCGUCCUCGCCCUGCUCUGCUGCCCAGGGUCUGGUGAGGAGACGUUCGAAGUGCGCAUGUGGCCAGAGAGGCUGGUGGUCGAGCCCAGGGGGUCCUGGGAAGUCAACUGCAGCACUAGCUGCACCCAGCCGGAGAUGGGGGGCCUGGAGACCACCCUGACCAAGACCCUGCUGGACUCGCAGCCCCAGUGGAAGCGGUACUUGAUCUCCAACGUCUCCGAGGACACGGACCUCCAAUGCUACUUUCUUUGUGCCGGGAAGCAUCAGUCAAAGCAUCUCAGCAUCAUCGUGUACCAACCUCCAGAGCAGGUUGUGCUGAAGCUGCAGCCCACGUGGGUGGCCGUGGGCAAUUCCUUCACCAUUGAGUGCAGGGUGCCUGCUGUGGAGCCCCUGGAGAGCCUCACCCUCAUCCUGCUCCAUGGCAACAAGACCCUGCACAACCAGACCUUUGAGGGAAGAGCAGCUGUGCCCCAGGAGGCCACGGCCACACUCAGCAGCACAGCUCACCUGGAGGACAGGAAGCACAAUUUCUCCUGCCUGGCCCAGCUGGACUUGCGGUCUCGCGGCGGGGGCGUCUUUCACUGGGUCUCAGAGCCCCAGAUGCUGGAGAUCUAUGAGCCCAUGCCGGACAACCAGAUGGUCAUCAUCAUCACGGUCGUGUCGGUCCUGCUCUUCUUGUUCGUGACAUCCGUCCUGCUCUGCUUUGUCUUUGGUCAGCACUGGCGCCAGAGGCGCACAGGCACCUAUGGGGUGCGAGCUGCUUGGAGAAGGCUGCCCCGGGCCUUCCGGGCACAGCCUGCAUGAGCAGCGCAAGGCCCUGCUGUGGCACCACUGGAACUCAGGGGCCAUCCUCGGGGAGGUGGAAGGACUGUGACCAGCAGCAAAAGACUUGGGGAAACUCCCUUUUCUAACCUGAAUACAAACACCUGGACUCAA
Messenger RNA from Oryctolagus cuniculus (rabbit), 1171 nucleotides. RefSeq names its product intercellular adhesion molecule 2 (gene ICAM2). The record is from RefSeq and is a predicted model, not a curated record. Gene Ontology annotation, molecular function: integrin binding. Gene Ontology annotation, biological process: cell-cell adhesion. NCBI's taxonomy places the organism in Eukaryota, Metazoa, Chordata, Mammalia, Lagomorpha, Leporidae. Gene Ontology annotation, cellular component: plasma membrane.